UCGAGGAAGGAAACUUCAUCUGCCCAACAGUUCCUCUCGAUCUCUUGGUGCUCGAGAGAGAGAGUGUGUUUGAUUUCUCGGAAAAUGCUUAUAGCAAUCGAAAGUAAAGAGCAACAAAGAGAUCUGUAGUAACCCAUUCGUCUUAUUUUGUGGAAUUACCAGUGUCUGCAGUGGGAGGGAGAGUGUUUUUUCUUGUAUGUGGAGAUGGAAGAUGUUGCGGGUUUACAAGAGGCAGCUGGAGCCAGAUUUAGUCAGAUUGAGUUGAUUGGAAGAGGAUCUUUUGGUGAUGUCUAUAAAGCGUUUGAUAAGGACCUCAAUAAAGAAGUUGCCAUUAAAGUAAUCGACCUGGAAGAAUCAGAAGAUGAAAUCGAAGAUAUUCAGAAGGAAAUUUCAGUCUUAUCACAAUGUCGUUGCCCGUAUAUUACUGAAUACUAUGGUUCUUAUCUUCAUCAGACCAAGUUGUGGAUCAUCAUGGAAUAUAUGGCUGGUGGCUCAGUUGCUGAUCUUCUUCAAUCUGGUAAUCCAUUGGAUGAAACAUCUAUCGCUUGUAUCACACGUGAUCUGCUUCAUGCUGUUGAAUAUCUGCAUAAUGAGGGAAAGAUCCACAGAGACAUUAAAGCUGCUAAUAUUUUGUUGACCGAGAAUGGCGAUGUUAAGGUGGCGGACUUUGGUGUGUCUGCUCAGCUAACGCGGACAAUAUCAAGAAGGAAGACUUUUGUAGGAACCCCAUUUUGGAUGGCACCAGAAGUGAUUCAAAACUCAGAAGGGUAUAAUGAGAAGGCAGAUAUUUGGUCGCUUGGAAUAACUGUUAUUGAGAUGGCAAAGGGAGAACCUCCCUUAGCUGACCUUCAUCCUAUGAGAGUGCUUUUUAUCAUUCCUCGGGAAAAUCCGCCUCAGUUAGAUGAGCAUUUUUCCCGUACAGUCAAAGAGUUUGUUUCAUUAUGCUUGAAGAAGGUCCCUGCUGAGAGACCAAGUGCUAAAGAGCUUAUUAAACACAGAUUUAUUAAGAAUGCUAGGAAAAGUCCGAAACUUCUUGAGAGGAUAAGAGAGCGGCAAAAGUACCAAGUAAAAGAGGAUGAAGAGACACCAAGGAAUGGUCCCAAAACGCCAGCUGAAUCAUCUGGUACUGUUAGGCUGGCUAGAGACGAAAGAAACCAAGGCACUCCUGGAUCUAGUUUUCAGGGGCAUACUGUUAAAAAUGCUGGAUGGGACUUUAGCGUUGGGGGGUCACAGAGUGUUGGAACAGUUCGUGCUUUAAAACCUCCUCAAGCGAGAGAGAGGCGCCAUGAAGGUUCUUCUAAUCAUAUGUCUCAAAGAACAACGAGAGCUAGUGGUCAUCAGUGGCCAUCUGCGACUGGUAGUACAACUUCUGAAGCCUCUGAAGGAGGUUUUGUCAAAAGACAUCCUUCUCGGAAUGACCAUGAAGAUGGCGUCCACGAAGAAGACGAUUCAUCGCUCAGUGGUUCGGGAACUGUUGUCAUAAGGACCCCAAGAAGUUCUCAAUCAUCUUCAAUAUUCCGUGAACAAAGCUCUAUGUCUAGCGCCAGGUAUACACCUUUUGAUGAUGCUUCAGCAAGUGGAACUGUUGUUGUUCGUGGACCGUACGAUGACUCUGGAUCACCCCGAACCCCAAAAUCUAGACUAGGGAUUCAAGAGAGAACUUCCAGUGCCUCAGAAGAUAGCAUCGCAAAUCUCGCAGAGGCAAAGGCAGCACUUGAUGCAGGCUUUAGAAGGGCAAAUGCUAGAGAAAGACUUGGAAUGGGGAUGAACAAUAAUGAUGAGAAGGUUAACCGAAGAAGGGAAAAAAUUGCAGAUGAUUCCGAUUAUUCAAGACAAUCUGGCGACAAGUCAAGUAAACAAAAAGCACGUCCUAGGUCAGAACAAGUGAGUGAUGAAGAAGAUGACUCCAAAUGGGAAUCAUUGCCUGCAUCAUUGUCAGUAUUGCUCGUACCAUCCCUACAAGAGGCUCUUGGUGACGAUCCAGAAGAAUCUAUUGGACGUACAGUGUUGAGAUCCUUUGAGAGAAUGGAACGUGAAAAACCUGGUUCUUGUGAAGCUUUUGUUGCCAAGCUGAUUGAACUUUUGGGAAGUUCAAAAGAAGCUUCGAUGAAAGAUUUGCACGACAUGGCGGUCCGUGUUUUUGCCAAGACCACACCGGACGAUGCAGUGAUCAAAAGGAAACAAACUAACAAGGAGUUCAGUUCCAACACAAAUGUUAGCCCACUCGGCAGAUUCUUACUCUCAAGAUGGCUAGGCCAAUCAUCUCAUGAUCUUUAAUCUCCCACCUUGAGACAACCUACAUAUAUAGUUACAUUGGCUUGUGCUUUUUUUAAAAAAAAAAUCUUUGAUGCAUUGAUUUUGGUAUUUCUGUGCAUAAUUUGUUUAAAAAAUGUAUUUUUAUAGUUUUCAUUUUAAUUUAUUUUUUGUUUCUUUCCUUCGUUUUCUAUUUACAUAUUUUCUUUUGUAAUUUUCCUUUUCCCGAGUUUUCAAGAGGAAUUUUAUUCAUAGUUGUGUAUUAUCUGUCAAAAGGUUAGGCAUAUUUUCUGUUUGUAUUGUUACUAAAUGUAUUAUCUCCAAGACUCUUUACAGUAUUGGAAUAUUUAUUUUUAUUUGAAA
Capsella rubella is the source of this 2616-nucleotide messenger RNA. RefSeq names its product serine/threonine-protein kinase 25. The transcript is spliced from 21 exons. Gene Ontology annotation, biological process: protein phosphorylation. Bases 205 to 2277 code for a protein of 690 amino acids. NCBI's taxonomy places the organism in Eukaryota, Viridiplantae, Streptophyta, Magnoliopsida, Brassicales, Brassicaceae. The record is from RefSeq and is a predicted model, not a curated record. Gene Ontology annotation, molecular function: protein kinase activity; ATP binding.